GAACGCAGCGUUGUAAGAGCGGGCGGUAGCUGGUCUGCGCCCGGAGCUGCAGAGCUAGUGCAGGAAGUAACCACGGCCAGGUACGCUAGCGUCCGGCCUCUGUGAACGGGCACCGCGGCCUUUACGAGUGCUGGAUUAAAAGCAGAUACAUCGUUAUCAAACCCGCGGCCAUGGCGGCUGAGACUGCGAGGGUAGAGCCCGCGGAGAGCGAACAAGAAGAGGAAGUCGAAGAUGUGUACGAAGUGGAGCGGAUAAUAGACAUGCGGGUGGAAGAGGGUGACGUGCUCUACAGAGUCCGUUGGAAGAAUUACUGCUCGGAUGAUGACACUUGGGAGCCAGAGGCCCAUUUAGAGGACUGUCGCGAGGUCCUCUUAGCUUUUAAAAAGUCCAUGGCUGAGGUCAAGGCCAAGAAAGAGGCAGAAGCCAAGAAGAUUGUGGUGAGUAAACCGCUGCCUACAAAGAGUGACGUUUUUGAUGCCGACUCUGAGAGUGAAAGUGAGGGCAAAGACCAUCCAACUGAGGAGGCCAUCAAGAAAAAGAAAAAGACAAAAGUCCGGGAAAAAGAGGAGGAACCAACUCCAAAAAAGAAGAAGAAGAAAGACAGACGGAAGGAGGAGUUCAGGCCUCUACCGGCACCCGAGACAGAUGAUGAAGACGAAGAAGAAGAGGAGAGAGCCUCUACUCCACCCUCUCCUCUCAAGGAGAAAAAGACUGAUUCAAAAAAACGUUUGGUUGACUCUGAAGAAGAGGACGAUGAGCAUGUUCCCUCCAAAAAACACAAGAAGGAAAAGGGGAAAGACGGAGGAAAGCAUAAGAAAGAAAAGGGAGAGGAGGGGAAGAAAAAGAAAGGGAAGAAGGAAAGGAAGACGGAGACCUCUGAAGACGAGGCCGCCGCACCUCUAGAAGACGACCUGAGCUUGUCGGAGUCCCCAAUGGACGAUACUGCAUCAACGGAUGCUGCGGUAAAGUCAGCCGAAAAAGCCCGUCUGGACGACAAAGGCAAACCAAAGAAAGGGAAGUGGGAAGUAAAGCUGCAGGGCAUUAAGGAUCUCAUCCAUGACAAAAAGAGCAAGAAGCCAGAUGCCACCCAGAAGGAAAGCAGCCUCCAGAAACUAAAGAACCUCACCUCUAAAGUCAAAGAGGAUGCUGCUCUCCACUCAGACUCCAGUGAUAGCUCCACCCUAUACAAGAAGGCCAAGAGCAAAGGGCAGGAGAGCACGUCAGCACCACCCAAAGUCCCGUCUUCCUCCACAUCCUCCUCGUCCUCCUCGUCCUCUGUCACCGCAGCUAGCAGCACCAAGCUGAAGGAGGAUGAAGUGGCUAAAGAGGAGGUAUUGGGACAGAAAGAUGCCACGGGCUCCACUAAUCUGUUUGAAAAGUUCUUGUUAACCUGCGAGGCCAAGGACAGGGCCCCCCGCAGGCCGCCAGUGCAUCAGCCCGCCACAGAGAAGAUCAGCAGCAAACCCACAAAGCUAAUAGGGAAGAUUGAGAAGAUCUCCAAGACGACCAAAGAGUCUCCAGCUCAAAAACCAGAACCUGAGAAGAUGGAGAAGACCAAGCAAUCAGAUGUCUCCAGACCCGGCCAGAGUUACGGCUUCAGCCUGGACAGUGACGAGAGGGAGGCAGAAGAGUCUACAGCGAUGCAGAAACCGGGAGAGGAUUCCCGGGAGAGGAAGGAGAGGCCAGAGGAGGCCCAGCGGCCCGGCAGGGAGAAGAAGACCCCAACAGAGGACAGGAGAAAGAGGAGAGAGGACAGUGAGCCCAGACUCUUCAUGGCAUGUGAUGACAGUCAGGACCCACAGGAACCACCAGAGGGCGCUGACAAAUCUGACAAAGGCCAAGCCACUUUGAAUCUAGGAAUGGAUCUUAACCUGGACUGGAUGACUCUGGAUGACUUCCAGAAACAUUUGAACGGGGAAGAUGAGAUCCUGUCAGGUCCACCGUUGUCACCCAGUGAGUUGCGGGAUGCUGUGAAAAGUGGAGAUUACAUGGCUGUAAAAUUGGCACUCAAUUCCAAAGAGGACUACAAUCUGGACCAAGAGGCUUGUACUAUUGGUGAGACGGGGUCAAUUGAAGGAGAGAGGCGCUUGAUUGAAGAGAGAAGUUCGAGCAAUGCUCUUAGGUUGACUUCUAACCUUGACAGUACAAGAAAUGACGAGGGUACUCCAAGAGUAAAAGACAACAUCCAACAAGAUAUGGAUUGUCCAAAAGACGGUGAAAAAAUGCCAUGCGGCCUUUUCGGUAUUAACACUGAGCAAGUGACACUGAGGAAAAAUGAAAAAGACGAUGAUAAAACGGAACAAAAGGGUGUAGCUAACGCGCAAAGGUCCCUUGGGGAAGCUAAUGACUUAAGUGAUGAGGCAGAGCAAAUGAUGGCAGGUCAGUCAGAUGGUACAGAUCAAGUUCUGUCUGAGUCGGGCACAAAGGAGAUUCCUGAGAGGCACUCACGGCGCGGCAAGAAAACUGUAGAGAACAAACAGCCAACACGAUGCAGUUCAAGGACCUGUAAGAAAGUGUUUGAAAUAAUACCUAGCACAGUGGAUGAUGAGAGAAAAGAGACAGGAAAAAAGCACUUCUGUUUAUAUUGCAAAAUGGCUUUUACCCAACUUGCAAAGCACUUGGAAAAGAAACAUUCAGAGGAAAUAGACGUUGCCCAUGCAAUACACUUUCCUAAAGGUUCCAAAGUUAGACAGUCUUUGCUUGACCAAAUUCGCAAUAAAGGAGAUUAUGAACAUAAUUGCCAAGUUCUCAAAAGUGGCGAAGGGGAAAUUGUGACCAAGAAACAGGUUAAAAAUCCCGGCAUAUCAGUUCGUGACUUCCUCCCUUGCCAGCACUGUUUUGCUUUUUAUCGCAAAACUGAUUUAUGGAGACAUGAGCGGUCGUGUAAGGCCAAAAAAGGAGAUCAGAAACCGUCUGAUGGGACGAAAAGAAGCAGAGUCCACAGUGCUGCGUCCCGGCUGCUUCCAAUGUCAGAGUUCUUAACAGGAGGCUGUGAGGAAAUUAUUCACAUCAUGCAUCAAGAUGACAUCUCAAGGCACAUCAGAAAUGACCCACUUAUUUGUAAAUUUGGCAAUGCCUUGUCUGCUAAGUAUGACCAUGACAAGUCACAGUUUGCUUAUAUUGCCCAAAAGAUGAGGGAACUGGGUAGAUUCGUGGUGGCUGUAAAUGAGCUUGACAAGAGCGUGAAGUACUUGCAUGAAAUAUGUCUACCAUCCAAAUUUGAAUUAGCCGUUGAAGGGGCCAAAAAAGCUAGUGGUUUUGACCCCUGUUCCAGUAAGUUUAAAACCGUUUCCCUUGUUACGAAGAUCGGCUACUCUUUGAAACGAGCUGCGGAAAUAGCUUUUGGGGAAAGUCGCAUGACAGAGGACAGUGAAACUGAAAGUGAAGUGAAAAAGUUCAUACAACUUCUUGAUACAAAAUGGAGUGAGUGUUUUUCUCGCAGAUCUCUUGCAUUAUCUCUAAAGCAAGAAGUCAAGAAAGUGGAAGUAGACAAAUCAACUGUGACAGAAGAUUUGAUAAAACUCCACAAGUUUAUCUCAGGGGAAGAAGAGGAAGCUAGGAAGGAUUUGAAAGAGAGUCCUAAUUUGUCAACAUGGAAAAAGCUCAGCGAGGCCACUCUGGCAGAUGUGUGUCUGUUUAACAGAGGAAAGGUAGGAAAUAUCGGCAGAAUGCUCUUGCAAACUUACACUUGCAAAAAGAGUAGGGGAACAUUUGUGCCCACAGCAGAUCAAAUAAGGAAAAGCACAAAAUUGGAGCUUGACCUUGGUAGCAGUUUCACCAGGUUAGAACUAGAGGGUCAGUACGGGAGGAACAUGCUGGUUAUGCUAACGGAAAGGAUGGUUUUGUCAAUUGACUUACUCAUUGAAAGUCGAGAACAGGCUGGUGUGUCAAAAACAAACCCAUACCUGUUUGCACGGACUGAAGGUCCAUCCUUCAUCAGAGGAUUGGAUUGUUUCCGAAGGUCUGCAAUGGAAUGUGGAGUUAAAAACCCAGAAGCACUCUUGUCCUCAUCAUUAAGAGAGCAAAUUGCCAGCUGCUGGCAGCUAAUGAGCCUCAGUGAAGGUGAAGUAGAUCAAGUGGCCAAGCUGUUAGGAAAGAGCAGCGAGGAGUGUUAUAGCCUCUCAAAAAAUGCAUCACAGCUGGAGGAAGUGAGCAAACAACUUCUCAAGAUGGAUCGAACACUGCCUUCAGAUUCACCCAGCACUGCAAGUGAUGGAACUGCGCAGAAGGUCGCUUUAAAGAGAAGACCAUGGAAUGAGAGGGAGCAGGCUGCAGUGAAGCAUUACUUGAGUGAAUUUUUCACAGGGUUGAAGGUUCCAGGCAAAAAGGAGUGCAAUGCUUGCAUAGCUGCUGAACCAGAUCUUGGUGGAAGAUCUUGGACAGAUGUCAAAAACUAUGUACACAACACUCUACAGACAAUAAGAAGGAGAAAUAACCAGCAUAAGACUGAAGGAAAUGUAAAUGUGAGUCCAUUGCAUCCAAAAGAUGGAGUGCAAACCACAGAGAAAGAUAUAGAAGACUCAAACAUUGUCUGUAGUCUGACAACAGUGCAUCCAGAUCACCUGAGAGAAAGUUCACAUUGUUGUAUGACAAUGGCUCCAACCAACUUCCCCCAAGAGAUGACUUCAACAUAUGCAUCCUUGUGUUCUACUGGUGCAAACAUGAUCCAUGCAGGUCAACCGUUGAUUUCUACUUUCACACCAUUGAAUGCUACGGAUACACAAGUGGUUCCUACAUUUACUCCACAUAACACUACAAAUGCACUAAUGCCUCCUUCUUACACAUCAGAGAACAGCAUAAUUAUGCCAUUGUCUCCUUCUUAUACACAGAAUGCCACAAUUAUGCCACCAUCUUCUGUGUAUAUACCCCAGGACACAACAGGAUCAACAAUGAUUCCUAAUUUUGCCACCUUUACUUCUCCAAGCACCUCAAUGAUUCCUACAUUCACGCCAUUGACUACAAGUGCACCAAUGGUCCCUGAAUUCUCAACACUAAAUGACAGAAGUAGGCCUAUCAUUUCUUCGUUCACACCUCUGAACCAUUCAGGUGCACCAGCUUACCCCACAGGCUCUUCCCCAUGUAGGGCCCCUACAACUGCACAGGUUGUCCCAACAAUCCAUAGACCUAGUGCUCUUGACAGAACACCUCUUGUACAGGAAACCGUGUCUGCUGCCGGAAAAGGAGUUACUCCAGCUGUCAAGCCUCAAAAGAGAAACAAGAGGUUGUGGAGUAAGGAGGAACAGGCUGCGGUGAGGCGUCAGUUUGGAGACUUGUGUAAACUGGUCAAAGUGCCAGGCAAAAAGGAUUGUGAUGCAUGUUUAGCUGCUGAACCUGCUUUGAACACCAGAACAUGGAGGGAAGUCAAAUAUUUUGUACAUAACGCAAUUCAGUCAAUGAAAAGAAGAGGGCAUGUUGUUGCCACCAAACAAAGUGGAGGUCAGGAACCAGAGACUCAUAAUAAUCCAAACACAGAUUGGGAUGGUCCUGUUUAUCUGUCCCUGUAAAUAUUUGUAACGGACUUCCAAAAAAUAAGUAUUAAAAUAGGUGAUCUGGGAGAUUUUAGAGAUGUGAGAGGGCUGUGCUUUUAACCUCACAUUAUAUGGGGCUUAAGAAUUCUGUGGCUGUGAAUUGUUGUAAAAUGUACUGUCAGUGAACCAUGGUCUCAGUAGCCAUGCGGAUCUUGACAAUUACAGACUGCCUUGCCAUUCAUUUUAUCACACUUUUUGAAAAGGUCUUGAAGUAUCCGGAAUCAAGUCCACCGGACCAAGCUAUUGGCGCACUGUUGCAUGAAUAUACAUGAAAUGGGUAAAACAAAGGACAUUUGUAUUGUAGCUUUGGCUCAGAAAAGGCUAUCAAUGUUUGUAUAUGGUUCAAUUGCAUAUACACAUGUUUCACAGUCAAAUACAGUAUGUACAUCUAAAGUACUCUAAUUUAGAUGUGAUAAUUUAGUAUAUGUGAACCUCAUUUAGCUAGGAUUUGCAACUUCCCACCAGUCAUUGGCUGUGGCAAAUAGCCACUGUGGCACCCUUUUACAGUUGUUGUUUUUUAAGCAAUGGCUGGGUUGUUUGGGACUCCCCAGCCAAUGUGUGACCAGGGGUCUCAUUUAUAAACGUGCCGUACGCACAAAACGGGACGGAAAAUGUGCGUAAGACACUUCACAAGCAAAGGUUGUGAUUUAUCAAAAACAAACUUGACGGGAGAAUUUGCUGUCCUCCGCGCAAACACUAACCCACGCGUACGCACAUUUCGUAGACAAUGGGAAUUGGCGACGCAGACGGUGAGGUGGUGAACUGAUGUCAGACUGCAGAAAGUAAACGUGGGAAUAAUGAUUUCUCUUAAUAUUUUCAAGUAUUGAUGUCUCACACACGUUUUUUUUCUCUCCAUAUCAUCCACAAUUAUUGUGAAGAUAAAUCCAGUAGUGUCAUUUGUGCUUGUACUGAGUUAUAUUUGUUCCGUAAACACCUUGUAAAAUCCAACUAAAAUCUUAAAUCAAAAUUCUUAAGUAAUCGCCUCUGUCUCAUCGCCACGUUGUCCGUUACAGAGCGCAGGAGGAUGAAAUGGCCCAACUCCGUGGAAUACAUGAUAGCAUACCCUACCAUUAGAUAACAGCAGAACACACUGUAAAUAACUAAAUGACUGCCUUUUAAUACUGUGCAUAUAUAAUCAAAUGUCAAAGUCUGAAAAUACAGCUGUUAAUAUGAGUUCUCGCGCAGCCGUUACACUUAAUGUCCUCACUAUCGGUCCGAACUUUAAUACUGUUGGUGACAAAACCUGCAUGAAGAAAAGUGGGUUUCCUAUUAGACUUUCAUCUUCAAAUUGCAUCUGGGUGGGGGAUAUAGUUGCUUUUGGCAAGAUGUUAACAAUCACAAAUUGUUGCUAAUAAAAGUACUGCUGGGGUCCAUUAACACAGUGAUUCCCAAAGUGGGGGUCGGGACCCACAGGGGGGUCGCGAGCCAGAGAGAGGGGGGUUGCAAGUUGAUUUCCAGAAAUAAAAUACAAAUUUAAAAACGAUUAAAAAUAGCAUAUUUUAGCCAUGAUUUUAACACAAGAUAAACUGUUGUGUUAUUUUGUGUUGUCAAUAUGCUCAUUUUGGAUACGCCUAUAGUGCGUGCGCGGUUGUGCGCAAUGUUUAUAUACGUUUAUAGUGGGGGGGUCGCAAGUCACUUGCACCGUUACUUUGGGGGUCGUGGGCUGAAAGUUUUGGGAACCCCUGCAUUGACAUACUAAUCUGCAUUCACAAGGUGCUUUGCAUUGCCUAUUUAUUGUUAAAAAUGGGCGUGUACAGGGCGGAAUAAGAGGCUGAUUCAAGUACGCACACUUGUAAGUAAUCUAAGAUUCAUAAAGGGAACGUUGCUUACAGAUGUGCGUGCGCACGGUUUUAUAAAUCUGAAUUGCUUUUGGAGUACGCCAUUUUUGGCUUUUGGGAGUACGUACGCUUUUAGUAAGGAUCCUACGCACAGUUUUAUAAAUGAGACCCCUGGACGUUUCCCAUUAGCACUGAGCAAAUGCAGCCUCAGUCACUGUACAUUUCCAAAAGGAUUUUUCCUUUUUAUUUCUUAAAAACCUACUGAGACACCUAUCUAUCUUUCUGCCUCUACUGUUUUCAGUAGCAUUUUUAUGAUAUUAAUGGUGAUGAUCAUGAUCAAAAACCUUCCAACAAAUCUUUGCAUCUAGUCCCGCCAACAUGAUACUGUAGAUGUGCAUAGACGUGCUUUACAUGAUUCCCAAAUGCCUGGUCCAAGUGUACUGUAUUCUUGCUUUAGCCAGCCGCCUAUACUGUAGAUGGUGCCUGAUAGCCUGCAGCAGUGAUGGCAUUCCUCCCUUGCUGAUGUUAGACAGUUAGGAGCUCCGUUUGUAUACCUCCUUAAUUAUGAAAAAUAUUUUUUCUUUGAGAAUUAUGUUGAUAAGUGUUCAUUAUCUUCAUUUAAGUUUUUUUCCAUGUGUGUCAACUAGCUGCCAAAAGAUAUGGUUGUAUUUUUGUAUCACUAUACAGCAACUCUGUAUAUCCUGUAAGUACUUUAUCAUAUUUGAUAUGCUUUAAUUUGAGGUAAAUACACUACAUUGCAGAAUGCUUUUUAAGAUGUGGUUGUUUGUGACAUUAAUACCCAGUUGCCAAGGUCAGAUUGCCUUCUUUUGAUUAUUUGCUUGAUUGUAUUUUUUUCCUAUGGAUGUGAUCACAUCUAACACACAGCAUAGUAAGCAGUUUUUGUUUUUAAGAAGUAAAGCGUUAUUACAAAAGUUAAUACAUUUAAAUAUUGAGAAAUGGGUAUAGAGUGGGGAAAUCUUGUGUACCAGACCUUAAACAGUAAAUAAAGUUUCAUUCAUUGUGGAUGAGAUGAUCAAGAUUUAACUUAAUUCAGAAUGUCCCUAGCAUUGUCUCCUUUAACUGAAAACGCAGUUUAGAAAUUGCAAAAGAAAUGGCACACUUCAUUUUAAGCAAACCCUGAAAAUGAACUAAAGUUAUGAUUAAGAGUUCCAGAUAGCACUGCUGUUUGUUAACGAUUUUGUGUUGUCACCCUUUCAUAUCAAAUCCAUUAGUGUCAGACAUCAGAAAACCCAUUUUAAGGCCGCAUUCAGAAAGCCUUUGUCAGCCGUCCGACUGUCCAGCAACAAACAGGUCUUUCCAUUUACUUUUAAUGGAGGUUGUUGGGUGUUGCCACAGGGGAGAAAAAACGCAGCGGACCUGUGACAAAAAGUUGAGACCGACUCAACUUUUGAAGAAACCCAACAUCACGCUGCAGUAGCCAAUCAUGUAAGCGGAAAUCAGAUUGUCUGUGUGUGAAGAGCUGUGGUUUGAGGCAGUGUGAGAAUCCCGUACAGUUAACAGGAACAAUCACGGCCCUUAUAGCUGCCAAAAGAAAGUUUUCAAACAAUGAGAGUAAAAAAAAAAACUAAACUCAAGCACUGAAAUGCCCGGGAAUUAGGGUUAAUAGUGUAAUGGCUCAAUGUUUCCUUCAACAACAAGCACUCGCUGUCUCGUUUGUCUGUUCUCUCUCUCCCUCUUGAAGGGGUUAUAUCUGUGUUCAGUUUACAUUUUGUUUGGCAAAUAAAUCUCUUCAAGGUCUAGAGUUCACACACUAUCUUCGCGGUUGGAUGUUGCAAAGUAAUGUUUCCUUUUCUCUGUGGAUAACUUUCUUACAUUGCUAUUGUAUAAGCAGACAGUGCGUGUUACUCUUUAUCCUGUUGUAAUUAUGUUCUUAUCAAGUAUUGUAAGUAACUUAUAACUUCAGCUUGUACAAUAAAAUGCUUAUUGUAUUCAAAUGUGAA
Messenger RNA from Etheostoma spectabile (orangethroat darter), 9267 nucleotides. RefSeq names its product M-phase phosphoprotein 8 (gene mphosph8). The transcript is spliced from 9 exons. NCBI's taxonomy places the organism in Eukaryota, Metazoa, Chordata, Actinopteri, Perciformes, Percidae. The record is from RefSeq and is a predicted model, not a curated record. Bases 171 to 5504 code for a protein of 1777 amino acids. Gene Ontology annotation, molecular function: protein binding.